UAUCCAUAAUGGGAUAGAGAUACCAAGAAUUGAGAGCUUGACAUAUCAGACCUUUCCAGAGAAAUAACUAGGAAUCCUGCUUCCCUCUGCAUUCAAAUCCAAGGAUUGCUCACCCCAGACCCCAAGAGAAUGGAUCUUCCAAAGACCUGGAGUAUACCAGCUUGGCCUCCAUUAAGGCCUGUACCACUUGUCUCUCACCCCAUCAUGGAGCCCCUUUUUACUUGUCCUCUCCUCCCCCAUUCCCCAUUCCUCCAAUUUGUUUAUUCCAACAUGGCCUCUGCCCCACUGAGCCCAUCCACAGUUCCUGUCAUCUGACUGGGGGUGGGUAAGGAGACAGGUAUAUAGCCCCUACCCCUCCAGCCAGGCCAGGAACAGAUGCCAAGGACAGAGACGCUGACUAGCUUUGUUUCUGGCCACUUUCCCUACUGUCACCACCAUGAAGCUGCUUGCAAUGACUGUGCUGCUCCUCACCAUCUAUAGACUUGAAGGAGCUUUGGUUCGGAGACAGGCAGAGGAGCCGAGUCUGCAGAGCCUGUUCUCUCAGUACUUCCAGAGCAUCACUGACUAUAGCAAGGACCUGGUAGAGAAGGUCAAGGCCCCGGAGCUUCAGGCCCAAGCCAAGGCUUACUUUGAAAAGUCAAAGGAGGAGCUGACACCUGUGGUCAAGAAGGCUGGAACUGAUCUGGUUAAACUGUUGAGCUAUUUUGUGGACUUUGGAACACAACUUUCCACCCAGUGAGCUGUCCAGACCAUUGUCUUCCAGCCCCAGCUGGCCUCUAGACACCCACUGCCCAGGCCUAGAGCCCCUCCCUCUACCUAAUCCCUGUUUGCUACAAUAAAUGCUGCAGGAGUCAA
This is a messenger RNA of Lemur catta (Ring-tailed lemur), 855 nucleotides long. It is a transcript of the gene APOA2, whose product is annotated as apolipoprotein A2. Gene Ontology annotation, molecular function: high-density lipoprotein particle receptor binding; cholesterol binding; high-density lipoprotein particle binding. NCBI's taxonomy places the organism in Eukaryota, Metazoa, Chordata, Mammalia, Primates, Lemuridae. Bases 437 to 739 code for a protein of 100 amino acids. The transcript has 4 exons. Gene Ontology annotation, biological process: lipoprotein metabolic process; low-density lipoprotein particle remodeling; triglyceride-rich lipoprotein particle remodeling. The record is from RefSeq and is a predicted model, not a curated record. Gene Ontology annotation, cellular component: blood microparticle; extracellular region; spherical high-density lipoprotein particle.